Tachysurus vachellii is the source of this 2012-nucleotide messenger RNA. Its product is annotated as E3 ubiquitin-protein ligase RNF135. The coding region runs from base 86 to 1189 and encodes 367 amino acids. NCBI's taxonomy places the organism in Eukaryota, Metazoa, Chordata, Actinopteri, Siluriformes, Bagridae. The transcript has 4 exons. Gene Ontology annotation, molecular function: protein binding. The record is from RefSeq and is a predicted model, not a curated record.
UAGUUCCUCUACAGUCCCGCGUCACCGUGUCGGUGUUUUUACUUUCGAUUCACAAUAAAACGUUUCUUAAACUUCUUCCUCUCCGAUGAUGAUGAUGAUGAUGACGUCGUAUGAAGACGUAGUAAGGUUUAUAGCUAAUCAGCUGAAAUGUCCGAUUUGUUUUGACUUGUUCAGUGAGCCGGUGACUUUAGCGUGCGGACACAGUUACUGUGUCCGGUGUAUUAAAGACCAUUUAAAGCGGAAUGUGAGGAGAGAAUGUCCUCAGUGUCGAGCUGAGUGUCCAGCUGACUGUAAACUACACAAAAAUGUCACCAUCAGUGCUAUUGUGGACUUACAGCAGGCGGGGGGACAGGAAAUGUGGGACAGGGUCCUGACCGGAAGUGACGAACAGGGUGGGAGCUGUUUGAUGAGUGGCAGGGCUUAUGAGUCAUCAUCCUCAUCUUCAUCUUCAUCAUCAGCAGUGGAGGGGUCGUAUUCCUCACUGGACUGUGAAGGAGGACGUCAGAGUGCUGAGAACAGCUUGAGUCUUCAAUCAGUCCCCCAGAAUGAUGAGGUUUCUACAAACUCAGAGUCUGGAAAACAGGAGAACAGAGUGAGUGUGUCAAAAGAUUCAGACACUAGCAGGAGGUUCUCUGAUAAUGGAACAUCUGCAGCUGCAGCUCUUAGUGCUGAGUUCGUCUCGCUGUCCUUCCUGCCCCAGAAGGGUCACAGGCGUUUGGUUUUUACCUCUCAGAGUCAGAGGAUUGAGGUGAGGUCGUCCCUGAAUCUGAGGACACAUUUAAACCGCUUUGAUAUGAGUCAGUGGAUGGCGGAGCAGGAGUUCACCACGGGGAGAUUCUACUGGGAUAUAGAAACGAGCGCGUGCAGUGGCUGGGCGGCCGGAGUGGCCUACACCCACCUGGGAAGAGACGAGAGGCUCGGGAGGAGUAAAUCCUCCUGGUGUAUCGAGUGGAGCAGCGGCAGGUUCAGUGCCUGGCACGACGGCUCAGAGACGCUACUGAAACAGAGACAUCCGAGCAGACUUCGUGUCCUGCUGGACAUGGACGCUGGACUUCUCUCCUUCUGGACUGGAGAGGCUGGAGAAGCCGAGCUGUAUAGCGUUCAGGUGGAGUUCAGACACUCGGUUAGUCCUGUGUUCUGGCUGUUUGGGACAAAGUCUGGAAAUGCCCUGUCCUUCCCCAAACCCUGACACCAGCCUCACACCUGAAGUCGUCUCCUAAAGUCGUCCAGAUGGGGAUGGGGAUUUAUUGUUGUACUGUUUACCAUUUAUAUUAUAUUAUAUUAUAUUAUAUUAUAUUAUAUUAUAUUAUAUUAUAUUAUGAAUAAUGAUUGUACAAUAGACAUUUACACUGCAGGCUUAAUUGCUUUAUUUCAUUGUUUAAAUACUUUUAAUAAGGUUAACAGAAUUGUGAUUGACAGUUCAGGUGUCCAAUCAGCACACGGCGUGGUGACGUAACAUACGUGUGAACGUAACGUUCAAAAACCCGGACAAACUUAACCGGGCGAACAAAUGAACAAACCGGCGAUGUUUCACUACAUUUACCGCAGAAUCCGGUUUUAUAUUUAAUAUAAACAACUAAAUACAUUACGUGAAAAUAUUUGCUAGAGAAUCUGUAUCACCUCUGUGUGGCCCAACGCGCAUGCGCGACAUGUGAGCUGUCAUGAUACCCCCAGUGUUUGUAUAGAAUCAGCUGCAGGACUUCUGACUGUAUAGAAAUGAGUAGAAUUCAGGAGCAAUGAGGAAAGACGUGCGGAUGUUACUGGUCGGAGAGUGUGAGUGUGAUUUAUAAACCUGACUGAUGAGAAUCUGAUCAUUAUGAUGUUUUUAUGGCUGUAGAAGGUCACAGACAGUAAUAACGGCUUAUAACGCGUUAUAACACUAAUGAUGCAGUUCAGGGGGAUUUCACAGCUAUUUUUAAUAGAUGACGUGAUGAUUUAUGCCUCAAGCUGUGUAUCAUUUAUAUCAUGAUAAUGUAAGAGAUUGGUAUGUAAAAUAAUAUUUUAAAAUUAAA